GCAGCAGGAAAGUUACUGACUCAAGACUGCACAACUAUGAAUAUGGCUGACAAUGAAGUGGCCCCAAAGCCUGUCUACAAGUGCCAGAGCUGUGGAGCCCUCCCAUCUUUAACCCUGAAAGAGAAUGACAGAGAGAACAAGAUCAGCAAGAGCCAUUCAGUGGCCCAAAUAGGUUCCCCAAUCCUCUCUCCAACAGAACCUGCUGGGGAUUCUGGAAAACCAGAAAAAGCCAAAAUUGUGGAAGAGGUCGACGACCCAGAGAGGGUUCUAUGUGAUUUCUGUCUGGAUGUUAAAGUUUCAGCUGUUAAAACCUGUCUGACCUGUAUGGUGAACUACUGCAAAACCCACCUGAGACCACACAUAGAAAACCCCAAACUGCACCUGCACCGGCUGGUAGAGCCACUGAAGGACGUGGAACUGCAGUCCUGUAGUGUGCAUAACAAGCCUUUAGACUGGUUCUGUCCCCUGGAUGUUGUCUGCAUUUGUGAGGACUGUGUGGGGGAAAAACACAAUGACCAUCAAACCAUCACCUGCGAAGAGGCAAAGAAGCAGAAAGAGGCUGAAGUUCACCAGAUCGUUCACGAGUAUGAAUGGAAGCUGAAGUCUGCGGAGAACGCCAUCUUAAAACUGGAAGCCAACACCACCUCGAUACAGAAUUCUGUUGCUGAAGCCAAAAGGAUCAUUGACCUAAGCUUUGGUGACCUGGAAGAUGCUGUAAAAAGAGCACAUGCCAAAGUGCUGGAGUUCUUAGAGCAGAGGGAAAGGGCUGCCUUAAGCCAAUCAAACAGCAUUCAAACCUACCUGCAAACCAAAUGUGCCGAGCUCAAGAAAAGCAAAACCAAGGCGGAAAGGAUUGCAAACCACAGAACCGAGGCCUUCUUCCUACAGGAGUUCUGUGAGUUUAAGAAAGCAAAAGAUGACGAGUCUCUGCCCAGUGUUUACAUUGGCCUGAAGGACAAACUGUCUGGCAUCGGGAAGGCAGUUAUUGAGUCAACUGAGAUUCUGAUCCAGCUGCUGCAGACCUCGUACCACAACAGACUGCAGGUGUUUGCAAAGGAAGAGGAACUUGGAAUUAAAACUAUGGUGUCAGCCAUAGUCCCAGCCAAACAUCGGAUAUCGGCUCCAGAACCCACAACAAGGGAAGACUUCUUAAAGUAUAAAACUAACGUCACUUUAGACCCAGAGACAGUGCACUGUUUCCUGAGGCUUCUUCAGGACAACCGUAAAGUGACCAACACCGCCCCCUGGCAGCAUCCUUACCCAGACAGCCCAGAAAGGUUUGAGCAAUUUCGUCAGGUUCUGAGCUCCGAGAGUUUCUACAUGGGCCGCCAAUACUUUGAGGUUGAAUUCAAGGGUGAAGCCAUCCAUAUUGGCCUGACAUAUAAAGGCCUUGACAGGAAAGGGUCAGAGAGCAACAGUAAUAUAACUGGGAAUAAUUUCUCCUGGACAUUGAAAUGGAAUGGAAAAGAAUUCUCGGCCUGGCACAGUGAUGUGGAAAUUUCACUUAAAGCAGGAAAGUUUUCAAGAGUGGGUGUCUAUGUGAACUACCCAGGAGGCACUGUGUCAUUUUAUGGUGUUGCCAGCGCUAUGACACUUCUGCAUACUUAUGAGUGUUCUUUUACAGAACCUCUCUAUGCUGCCUUCUGGCUACCUAAGAAAGAAAAUUCUGUGACUAUUAUUGCACCAGAUGACAUGUCAUUUUCUCCAACCACACCACUGCCUUCUCCAGAAGUACAACUGACUCCAACCUUGCCAAAGGAGAAUGUGCUUUCUAGUAAAGCGACAGAAACGACAGUCACUAUGACAAUAACAACGAUUAAAGGGCGCACUAGUAGUGAUCAGGUGAACAGCGAUCAGCCGCAGCCAUCAAAGUCUUCUAGUAAUGUCACCGCUGUUUAGUUCAGUGUUUUUCUAAUGUACCCUAGUAAUUGUCUGGUUGCACCUAACGCUUUCAUACCUGUGUACUUUUUAACUGGAUAGGGACAGUCUAUGAUCUAAUAUAUUAAAGGGACAGUGCACUGUAAAAUUGUUUUUCCCUUAAUGUGUUUCCAGUAACUUAUUAUACCAGCUGCAGAGUAAAAUAUCUAUGAAUAA
Bombina bombina (fire-bellied toad) is the source of this 2094-nucleotide messenger RNA. It is a transcript of the gene TRIM16, whose product is annotated as tripartite motif containing 16. Gene Ontology annotation, molecular function: protein binding; zinc ion binding. Lineage: Eukaryota; Metazoa; Chordata; Amphibia; Anura; Bombinatoridae. The record is from RefSeq and is a predicted model, not a curated record. The coding region runs from base 37 to 1899 and encodes 620 amino acids. The transcript is spliced from 6 exons.